AAAUACAACAAAUAAAAAAAACAAAUAAACAACGGCUACAACAAGUUCAAAAUCUGUUCAAAACCGAUCAACAAAAUGUCUGCUGAUAUUCUGCAGAAAUCAAGAGAGCAGGAUGAAUCGCAUUAUUUCGAGCGUGGCGAUAUAUCCAAAUACGUAGCGAUGAACGAUCACUUGGGUGAUUUGGAUCGCAUACAACGCGAGGUGCGUAAGGAAAUAAGGAUGCUCCUCGUGCACGGCGUCAACUCGGAGCAGCAGCACCAGCAGCAACAGCAGCAGCCACAUCGCCUCCAUGGCGCCCUCACACGCACCAUUUCACAGCCGGCCCAGCUCAUCCAGCAGCAGCAGCAGCAGCAACAGCAGCAACAGCAGCAGCAGCCACCUGUUGCCAGUCUGGUGACCAUCACCGAGAACCUGGGCAACAUGAACCUGCACCGUAAGCUGGAGCGCACCCAGUCGGAGCCACUGCCGCCACAGCAGCCGAUGAACACGUCCAGAUACAAGACCGAGCUGUGCCGUCCGUUCGAGGAGGCCGGAGAAUGCAAGUACGGCGAGAAGUGCCAGUUCGCCCAUGGAAGCCACGAGCUGCGCAACGUGCACCGUCACCCCAAGUACAAGACGGAGUACUGCCGCACCUUCCACAGCGUGGGCUUCUGUCCCUACGGACCGCGCUGCCACUUUGUCCACAAUGCGGACGAGGCCCGCGCCCAACAGGCAGCCCAACAGGCGGCCCAGCAGGCGGCGGCCCAGGCAUCCAAGUCCUCCCCCCAGUCGCAGUCGCAGUCGCAGUCCCAGGCGCAGCAGUCGUCGUCGCAGAACUUCUCGCCGAAGAGCAACCAGAGCAGCAACCAGAGUAGCAACAGUAGCGUCAGCAGCACCGGCGGCGGUGGCGGUGGCAGCGGCAGCAACAACAACAACAACAGUAGCCAGUUCUAUUUGCCGCUGAGCCCACCGCUGAGCAUGAGCACAGGAUCGGACCGGGAAUCGCCCACCGGAUCACUGUCCCUCAGCCCAACCAAUUCGCUGACCAGCUUCCCGUUCCACGAUGCCCUGCCGCUGCAGCACGGCUACUUGGCCUCGAAUGGCGCCACCAGCAACAGUUCCGCCUCGUCCACAUCCUCGGCCUCUGGACUGGGCCUGGGCAUGAGCAUGGGCAUGGGCAUGGGCCAGGGCGGCAUGAUCAUCGGCCAGGGCUUGGGAAUGGGUCAUCACGGACCGGCCACACCGCCGGAGAGCCCCAAUGUGCCCAUUUCGCCCGUGCACACACCGCCGCCGUACGAUGUGGUGGUCAGUGGCUCUGGAGUGGGCAACAAUACCGUCGGCAGCAAGCAGCUGCUGCAGAAGAGCGUCAGCACACCGAUGCAGCAGGAGGAUACGCCCAGGCUGCCGGUAUUCAACCGUCUCAGCUCCGGCGUGGAGGCCUACCAGCAGCAGUCCAACUUGGGACUCUAAGGCGAGGCGGUCCGCAAGACAAAAAUGAAUUGAAACACCAUCCAGCAUCCAGCAUCCAGCAUCCUCCUACUCACGCCCAUCAAAGCAUCCAUCCAUCCAUCAACAAACAGCAUCCUUGACAAAAUCUCAGUAACGACCACACCAUGGAAACUACUCUCACAGUGCAAUCCAAACCCAACUUCCCCAAGGCAACUGGAUUUCCGGGGCGCAUUUUCGAUGCAGAACAUGCGUGCAUCAAGUAUACGCCACCGAAAAAGCUGGCCACUGCCACACAGACAUCCCCAUACCCUUAAUAUGAACCGAUCUUUGAUAUCAAUUCUCUCAUUGCUGUGACAGUCAAACGUAAUCGUUAUAAUCGUUAUAUGAGAAGGACCGAAUUACAGACAAUUACGGGACAAUUAGGUAGAUAGAUACGUAAAUGACAAACAAACAAUCCAAGCAAACGAUGAUCUUAAACUAUAACUAAAUACUAAAAACUAACAAAAACAAAACAAAACAAAACAAAAAAAUAACAAAGCUAGCAAGAAAGCUAAAGCUAAACACAACAUUCUUAUGAACUGGACAAGAUGAAGAGACGGAGAUGACGAAAAGGACUAUUUGGGAAUCUUCAGCGAAUGUUGCUCAAAUCAAAUCAAAUGAAAACCCACGGCCAACGACGAAUGUGAAAAUCGUUCCUGCAUUUAUAGAAACUACUGCAGUGCACCCAUUAGAACCCACGCACACCUGUCGCUUUUGUUCAAUACUUAUACGCCACGCACUUUGGAUAAGUCUAAUGUAAAAAUUGAUUACCGGCUUGUAUACAUAUAUACAUAUAUGGCCAGCACCUGUGUAUAUAUAACUUUUGAUGUGGAUAAAUAGAGAGUUGGUCCGAUGUCUUCCAAUCCAAGCCAAGCCAAUUAAUCAAUCAAUCCAUUCAAAUGAGAGUGAUAGACGGACAGAAACAAUGCUAAAAAAAUUCUUUAAUUUAUUAUUUUUGCUAAAUUUAUGUAAUAGAAAACGUUGUGUACAUACGAGAGUUAUUAUUUUGAUAAAGAUAAUAAAUUAUAAUUACCAAUUACCUUACGUUUACAAUUAAAUGAUGAUCUUGGAUGAUAUGAAUAUUAUUGAUGAUAUACCUCUGCAAAUCGUGCAACUAAUCACAACAGCAAACAAACAAACAUACAAACAACCAACCAACAACAACAACAACAACAACAACCAAC
This is a messenger RNA of Drosophila erecta, 2651 nucleotides long. It is a transcript of the gene Tis11, whose product is annotated as protein TIS11. Lineage: Eukaryota; Metazoa; Arthropoda; Insecta; Diptera; Drosophilidae. The transcript is spliced from 3 exons. The record is from RefSeq and is a predicted model, not a curated record. Bases 76 to 1449 code for a protein of 457 amino acids. Gene Ontology annotation, molecular function: metal ion binding; mRNA binding.